AUGUCCUCUAACGACACCACCCCGUACACCAUUCCCUACACGGGCGCUCUCGGCAAGCAGAUCGCCCAGGGAGUUGUCCCGGCUUCUUCCCUUGAGCCUGGUGCUGUCGCCCAGCCUCCUGCUCCCCAGGACCAGGACAAGCAGCAGCAGGGCUACCAGCGGCCCUCAGUUGCCAAUGGCCCCAGCUCUCCCGAGACCAGCCACGCAAAGGGAGAGACGCUGACUAUGGCUGGUGAUGGUGGCUGCGCGGCCACCAGUGAUGCCAACUCUGCGGCCCGCCGCAGCUCUGUUGCCCUCACCACUCACAGUGGCCCCUCUGAUUCCGUUCCUUUGCGCUUUGCCUCUGCCGCCGCCAGUGUUGGCGGUAUUGCCAUCAUCCACCCGGAGCACCGCAACUCCCAGGGUAUUCACUCCUCAAGCACGUCUAAGCAGGACGCCGUCAAUCAGGAUGAGGGUUCCACUACUUUCAGUCUGGAUGGCCAGCUGGAAGACUCCGAAGACUUGAUGAACAGUCCCACUCAAAACCCUGCUCGCAUGCGUGCUGAUCGCCAGAUGCUCGCUCGGGAGCUGCAGGCUGUCCAUCAGGAGAACAAGAGCCUGAAGCAAACUAACCAGGACCUCCGCACCCAGUCCCAUUUCUACAAAAAUGCAGCUGAUAUGUUCUACUCAGGCUGGGUUCACAGCAUUGAAGACGUGAAGGAUCUCCAGACUGACAAGGAAAGAUCCACUCGUCUGAUUCUUCGUCUUCAUAGCCUGAUUAACCGCAUCGACUCAGAGUUGUACUGCCGACUUCCGGAGGAUGUGCAGAAUGCGAUGGAGGAUGUGCGCGAGCAAUGGAAGUACUCCGAAUGGCUGAAGGCUUUCCACCCUCAAGCCAACAGUAUUCGGGCUCCCAUUGCGCCAGUCGUAGCCAACGAGACUACAGAGACUCCUCUGACUCCCAAGACCCCGGAGACUCCCAAGACCCCCGAGACUACCAAGACUACCGAAGAUGACGACCUGUCCAUCUAG
This is a messenger RNA of Colletotrichum truncatum, 1011 nucleotides long. RefSeq lists its product as uncharacterized. The record is from RefSeq and is a predicted model, not a curated record. Lineage: Eukaryota; Fungi; Ascomycota; Sordariomycetes; Glomerellales; Glomerellaceae.